GCGCGAAGGACGGCGGCGGAGGGAGCGGCCGGAGCCGGGCGAGCCGGAGCCCGCGGCCGGGCGGAGGAGAGGCCAGGGCGGAGCCGAGGAGAGCCGCCGCGGACGGGAAGCUGCUGGGCUCGGGCUAUGCGCGCCAAGGUAAACGCCGGCGGGCGGGCGGGCGGGCGGGCGAGGGUCCUUCUUCUCCGCCUCGCCAAGGGGAACUUUUGCCUGUUUGGGGAGCGGGAAGUUGCGGGUCGCGGCGUCGGCAGCCCCGACCAGCCUCUGCAGCCGAGAGCCCCGCGGCGCCUUUCCAGGCAGCGCCACGGAGCCGCCAGCCUCUUGCGGCAGCCGCCGCCGCCGCCGGAGCAGCCGCUCCCGCCCGGGCUGGGUCCUGCAGCUGCAGCCCCGCCGGCCCCCGUCCCCGGCGCCGCCCGCCCGCCCGCCGCUGCCCGCUGCCCUCGGCCGCUCUCCCCGCCCUGCCUCGCUCCCUCGCUGCCCAAGUGCGGCUUCCUUGGCUCGUUCCCGACGUGCCACCUGGAAUUGGCUCGAAGAUGGAGAUGCGACCUGCAUUUGGUUUCCCCGGAAGGAGCGGGGUUGUCUUCCAAGAAGGCCAUUCCAGUCGCAGAGGGUUUGUCCGUCUGUUUGUGUGUUUCUCUUGCCUUUAGAGCACAUCUUUUCCUCCGAAGAAUCUUGGGAACUGUAGUUUACCCUUCAAAGAGCUGCACCCCCAACCAGCCCCUGUGUGUGGCGUGCAGCCUCCCUGAACCCUGAGGUGUUCUCUUCAUUUUAUUAUUGUCACUGUUUUGUCCUUUUCUUUGGGACUUUUGGAAACAUGAAAUGUUCCUUACAGUCUUCAUUCUCCUGACAAUCCCCGGGGGUGUUAUUUCUCAUUCUCAGAGAGCCCAUUACUCUGGGGCUGCAUUCACAUCAUACGUGUUACACCUGCCUGCCCCAAAUCCUGGGAAUGGUAGUGUACCCCUCACAGAGCUGCAAUUCCCAGCACUCUUAACAAACUACAGUUAAGGCGUAUAUGCAGUCUUUAUUUCUGUUUUUUUUUAAUAAUGUAUUGGAAUGUUUUGCCUUGUUUUUCAACUCAGAGGUUUUAGCAGUUCCCAAGUGUCUGAACCCUGAACUUUCGAAACAUGAAAAGUGCUUUACAGUCUUCAUACUCCUUACCAACCUGGGGUAUUAUUUCUCAGACAGGGAAACUGAGGCUGAAGGUGAGUUGAGGUGUAAGAUCCUAAUGAAAUUAAAGGCAGGAGACAACAGCAGUGCUGGAAUUAGAAGUGGGUUGGGAGCAGUGCUGUUUCCCUAGGAAGAGAGGCACCAGAACUCAGCCGGAGCAUCUCCCUCGUUCUCUUACAGCCCUGGUUGGGAGAGCGAUCUCCAUGGUCUACAGUUGCACAUAUUGUUUUUUGCCGUUCUUUAAGGGGCCCUUUGCACGCUUUGAUCACGAGAAGAGAAUGUGAAAAGAUGGAGCAGACCCUUCAUAAUGGAGUCUGUUUCCAAGCAUCUGAACAGAUGAAGUAGGAGAGCUCAGGACACUCUAGUCUUUAAGGUAUGCAAAUGUAACUGACUUGUUCAAGUGAACUUGAAUAUAAAGGUAAAGGGACCCCUGACUGUUAAGUCCAGCUGUGAACGACUCUGGGGUUGCGUGCUCAUCUCGCUCUAUAGGCCAAGGGAGCCGGCAUUUGUCCGCAGACGGCUUCUGGGUCAUGUGGCCAGCAUGACUAAGCUGCUUCUGGCAAACCAGAGUAGCGCACAGAAACGCCAUUUACCUUCCCACCAGAGCGGUACCUAUUUAUCUACUUGCACUUUGACGUGCUUUCGAACUGCUAGGUUGGCAGGAGCAGGGACCGAGCAAUGGGAGCUCACCCCGUCCCUGGGAUUUGAACCGCCGACCUUCUGAUUGGCAAGCCCUAGGCUCUAAGGAGUCUCAAAUCCAGCACUAUCCAUUAUACAACAAUGGUUCUUCAUUUUAUUUUUCAUUCCUUUCCUUCUUCUCAACAUCUGUGGAUAGGGCUAUAUGAGUUUGCAUUCUCCCCAAGAUCAUUUUAGUCCUUGGACUUAAUGAUCUUGCCUUGCAGGCCCUCCCCACAGUCAUCUGUGAGGCACCUAGUAAACAUUUCUCCCCACUCCAUCCUUUACAAUUGCUUCUGCAUUCCUGAUGUUGGGCGGGGGUUGAUGAACAAAAAGCAGUAUAGAAGCCCAGACAAAAAUAAAACAAAGUUCUGAGCACGGUCAUCUUCACAUUUUAUACUCUCUUAAAUCAUAGCACUAUAAUGAUUACAGGAAUAAAAUGGAACUUGCCUCUGCUGCCCUGAUGUGAAUUUACUUGAAUUAUAAGCAUUUUCUUGUGGAAAAGGAUAAUAUGUUUAAAAAUAAUAAAAUGAGCUUCUGUAGCCAUACACUGUUUGUGUCUGCAUAUAUGAGAAUGAAGCGAUGCUGUAGCAAGUUGCAUCGGCCCUGGUGGGCCCUUGCAUGCUCAUGGGGACUCAGCUGCUGACACGAAACCUUUCUGCUGUGAACUUGGAAGGUGAGAUCAGGUGUAUUUACGUUUAAAAAUAGAGGACCUGAGUGGACAUGGUGGGAGUAUUAAUUUAUAACCAAUCUUCAACCAAUUGAUUGAUUGAUUUAUAGAUAGGAACAUACAGUCAUACCUCGUGUUGCGUUAGGUUCAUGUUGCGUCUUUUCAGCUUGCAAACGCAGCAAACCCGGAUGUGUAUACUGUGCACUCUAGCACGCUCCGCGCUUGUGUAGAAGCGCCACUUUAGUUGCAGACUUUUUGGGGUGCGAACGGCACCCUGGAACGGAUCAUGUCCACAACUAGAGGUACCACUGUUUGAAUCAUGCUAAAGACCCAUCUAGUCCAACGUCCUGUUUUCAUAGUGAUCAACCAUGGGCCUGUGGAAAGCCUAUAUUGUAAUUUUACCUUACAAACUGCCCUUAGAUCUACAGAUGAAGGGUGGCAUACAGGUUUAACAAAUAAUAAUAACAAUACGUGGGGGACCUGAAUGCAAGAGCGCUCUUCGCUCUGGUGAUUCCCAUCUGCUGGUACUCAGAGACACAAGAGAACAAAGCCAUGUGACAAGGAGCCGCCUUUUCCUCCUCCAUGAAUUUGCCUGAUCCUCUUUUAAAGCCAUGCGGGUUGGGGGCCACCACUGUAUUUUGUGGGAGCAAGUUCAGUUGUGAGGAAGUAUUUUCUUUUCAUUGGCAAGCAGCAGAAGAGGUUGCAUGUUUUACAUGCUGAUUAAUGUGGAGGGUAAUUGAUGACACAUCUAGAUUCACCUUUCUUUAAUCCAGGGAAUUUAUUAUUCGAGACUGCUGUUUCUAACUUAUUUUAAAUUAUACACCACAGUUCUCUAAUGAGAAGCAUUCUGUAAAUGAGAAAGAAAAGUUAGGAAAUUUUGGUGGACGGAAUUCACAUGGAAGUUUGGUUUUAGUUUGUUGAACUUAGCUUGUUGGACUGUGAGAUUUUUCUCUGUGUAGGUUUUUUUCCUUCGUGUGUGUGUGUGUAGGCUUUCCCCCCAUAAACCUAGAUUAUAAUUUUAUUCCCUGGUAUGCAACUCUUCUACCCAGACUGAAUGAAAAAUUAGUGAAAAUGCUGGCACAUGAAGUCAGAAUAUGGAAAUAUUUUGACAGAUGCUUGCUAUGUAGUCUGUUGUGAUUUGAGGAGGUUCAUUUCCUUCCAUGGACAUCCAGUUUAAACAAAGCCAUCUGUGAAGUUUGUUCCCUCUUCAGAGUGUAAAAAAGAAAGGAAGAUGGUUUAAAGCUAUGCAAAGCUUUUGGAGCUCUUCGUUGUACUAAAAUACAGUAAUACUUCCCUCUCCAGUCUUCAGCAUCUGCCCCUCUUAGUGUAAUCUUUUAUAAAUAGCAUUUAUUUUUGUAUGACUAUAUAUUUAUCCAGAUGUUUUGGAUUCUCAUACGCAUUAUAUUGAUUUAUCCUUUCUAAUGAUUUACGGUGAGCCCAUGGCGCAAUGGGUCAGUGCGUUAUUCAGAAGGUUGGUGGUUCGAGCCCACCCAGGGUUAGCUAUGGGCAGGAUUCCUGCAUUGCAGGGGGUUGGACUAGAUGACCCUCAGUGUUCCUUCCCUGAUCCUAUGAUAUGAUACCAAAUCUCUGAUCUAUCUUUUAAAAAUAAAUAAAUAUGCUAACUGUGCAGGUCUUUUUUCAAGAAUGCCAGACAAACCCAUGGCUGUGUUGCAAUUCAAAAUCCUUGACUUUCUAUACAUGGCAGAUAAAGGUGUAUAUAUUCUGUUUGCAAUGAACAAAAAAUGCAUGCUGAAAACUGAGGUAUCUGAACUGCUCUCUUUCCAGGGACUGUGGCCUGAUAGAGUGGUUCCCUUGGAUGUGAAUGAAGUGUGCCCUGCCCUUCUGGGAUGCCUUAGGUGAUGCCACGCUCUUCUGCGAUGGCAAUUGGGGCUCUCUCUGGCUCUCUCCUUGUGACUUGCUGCUUGAUGGUUGCUCUCUGCAGUUCCACUGCAUCUUUCCCAAAACUGGCAAAAGUUCAAGACAAGCAGGAGAUAAGACCAAGCCAAGAAAAGCGGGAUCACACAUCAGCCCGGGAGAGCCAGAAUCAGACAAGACUUGGGAAAAUGAACGAAAUGGGCAGGAGUGGGAGGGAGGAGGGCAACAGAGACUGGAAAAGCAAGGGCAGCAGAAAUUAUUCCAAUAAGGAAUCUUGGACUAAGCAAAAACAGGCUUUGAGUAGCCAGGCAACAAGUGGCAAGUUUGGGAGUCUCCAAGCCCAAGGGCAAACGGAAGUUGUUCAGGAGGAGUUUCCAGCUGCUGAAGAGUCUUCCUUUUUGGAUGUUGCUGGUGGUACCCCUGAGCCUCCAGAGGAAUAUGCUUAUCCAGAUUACCGUGGGAAAGGCUGUGUGGACGAGAGCGGCUUUGUUUAUGCGAUCGGGGAGAAGUUUACUCCAGGUCCCUCUGCAUGCCCGUGCCUUUGCACUGAAGAGGGCCCUCUGUGCAUUCAGCCCGAGUGCCCCGGACUCCACCCUCGCUGUAUUCAUGUGGACACCAGCCAGUGCUGCCCGCAGUGCAAAGAGAGGAAAAACUACUGCGAGUUCCGGGGCAAAACCUACCAAACACUGGAAGAAUUCACGGUAAGGAGAAAGGGGCGCUGGGGGUAAGCAGAAAGGGGCUUGUUCUCGUGACGUUGCCCUCCUGUUGUUUUUCGUGUUCACAGAAUGGUUUCUUUGACAUUUCUUUCACAUCCUUUCUUGCACUUUAUAGUCCUCCAAAAAUACAAGCUUUUACAUUAACAAAAGCACAAUAUUUUAACAAGGAGGUUUGGAUCAUUCUUCAAUUCCUUUGUUAUAUAAUUUUCUAAAAAACAUCUGUAAAGCUCAUAAUCACAGUUAAGUAAUUUAAUAAUAGCUGGGAUGUCCUGUGGAUGUCCAUUGUAUUUUAAGAAUAAUAAUUUUAUUGUUCCUGUAUUUCAUUAGCAUUAAGGGGUUUUGUGGGGGAAGGUGGAGGAAUAUUAUUUGUGGUUAAGAACACAGUAUUUCUGAUUUGGCUUUGUACAUUUUCUCCUGCUUUUGCCUCUUCAAAUGAGGAUGUCAGAGUUAUAUAAUCUUUCUGUCAGGUCUGUUAGUCUGUAGUCUAACACUAAGAGCAUAUUUCAGGGAGCAUGCUAUGGCUAGUUUAAUCAGGGUUGGCAUUUCUAUCUGGUAAAACACUCUAAUGAGGCAAUAUUUUCAUUAACUUGGGAAAUGUAAUUAAUCUUUGACAGAACACUGAAAUGAUUUGUACUAUAGGCUCAGUGACAUGGUUGAUUUCAGGGGAACUUUUUAAAAAAAUACUGGGCAAUGUGCUGCCUGCUUAUUGUUUGCAAGAGUUCUUAUCUAUCAGUAUGUAGAGAACUGCACUUUAUUGACAUGCCACUUGGAAAGCAUGUUUCUAGGGCUGGAAUUAUAUGUGACAUGCAGGGAGGCGGCGUUUUUCCCAAUUUCUUCUUUUAAAAGCAAACAAACCACAAGCUGCCAUGGGAGAGUUCAGUCUACAGCAGAGGACCAAUGGGGGAGGAACUGCUUAACUCUUCUUUUUUUUAGCAGAAAACCUCUGAAGGUGGAAAGAGUUGAAGUAACCUUUUUGGUCAGCAGAACAAACCAGUUAACUAUGCUUAAAGUUGACUUCUGAAUUUUGACUUGCUUAGAAGCCGUUAACCAUAGUUCUUGGUUCAAGCAAGGCUGGAUUACCAGUGGUACAAUUGCACCAGGGGGCAGGGCUGCAAGGGGCACAGAUUCUGAGCUUCCUUUUAAAAAGUAGAAGAUGUGAAUGUGUCGUUGUCCUUGAGCCUCUUCUGCUCCGCUUCCUCCUCCUCCACUGCUACUACUUGCUGUUCUGAUUCCCCAUGAACUUGCUCUCAUUUCCUAACUCCUCAAAACCUCUCUCCUGGUUACUUCUUAACUUAUUUGAAAUAUGUCUCAUAUAAUUGGCAAGCAUUGAACAAUCCCCAAAUAACUGAAUUUUAAACGUUAGCAGGCCUUACAAAAAGUCAUACACCUUACUUGAUUGUUUUAGUGGCCUGACAGAUUUAAAACAUUCAUCUUCCCAAAUGCACAAACACUUCACUGGGAGGCUUUCUAGAAAUGUCACAGCUCCUUCCUUGCUAAGCAGCCUCUUGACAGCACAUGUUGGUGUGGCAGUCAGUUGUUCUGGCAAGGUUUAAAGAUUUUUCUGCAAUCGUGAAAAAGUUUUACCUGUUGCUUAUGUCACACUCAGAAUAUGCUUUCUCCUUCUAAAACUGGCUUUUGUCCCAGAUGCAGUUGUGGUCAGGAGUUGUGUUCCAAGGCACUCUAUGAAAGUGAGGCCACCCAAGCCUUCAAAAGCAGAAAUAAACUAUAUUGAGACCUAUGUUAAUCUCACCUAAUAUAUUUUAGAACGACAUAAAAUGUUCCAAAAUCCAAUAUGUAUUGAAGAAAAAAAUUGAGACACUCCUUUGUGUUCUUCUGUCUAUGGUAUUAAGUCUGGCCGAUGAUCGAUAAGUGUUUCCAAGGCAACUGCAAAAAGAAAAUUACCUAAAUUUUAAUGGAACAUGAACAAUUAGGGAUUCCACUGAGUCUUCCACAAAGACCCUAGACAUUUGCAAAACCAGCCUCUGCCUUUUAAGUACAAACCCUCCCAUGAGAUGAUUAACCUCAAAAGAAAGAAUAUUCAAAGUAUUUGCAUGAAAACUGAGGAUGGGUGCAAGUGUUACAUAAAUUUAGGGGUCCACAGGUCAACGACUCUGACAUUAAAUUUUGUUGGUUUCAGCUUCAGAGCCCUCAACCUUUAAAUCAAUGUGGUUUGGCUUGAAAGCCCUAAAACUUUAGACACAUGACUCAUUCUCUCUCUCUCUCUCUCUCUCUCUCUCUCUCUCUCUUUCUCGAUUGGCAGUAAGGGAAAGGUCACAGAAAGCUAUAAACUAGAGCUAGAAGUUUUAUACUGCCUGUCUCCACAUUUUGCGAAUAGCUUGCAAACACUCUGACCGACACCUCUGGUGUACUCAGAAAUGUAAGGAUUCUUUUGCAGAGAGUCAGUAUAUGCAUCCACUACGAAAAUGUGAUUACCCUUCACCUUAUGCUCAUUAAAGGAAUACACCAAAGGAAUGAAGAAAGAUUGGUUUAUUACAUGAAACUGAAAGAGACAGAGUAUAUAGGUGUUGCUUCAGGGAGCAGAAUUUGCGGGCAAUAAAUACAGUCACUAAGCAUUUAUACACCUUAAUUAUAGAGUGCAAAGAGAGUCUCUAAGUACCUAAGCCUGAAGAGUGAGUGCAACAAUGUGCCACAGACUCACAUUAAAAGAGAAGAUAGGGAGGGAUCCAGAUCUAGAAGCAGGCCCAGCGGAAAGCCAAGGAUCAGAGAUCUGUACCUCCGGUGAGAGUUAGGCUCCCCCUUCAGAAUCCUAUGCCAGGAAAGCAACAGGUUUCUCACCUGUUCCUUUGCUUAUGAUCCAUCAAAGUGUAAGGUUGGUCCUUGAGAAUGUAGAGCAAAAAGAGGAUACCAGUGGAGAUUGUGAGCAACCCAAGCUUUGAAAAUCUGGGGUUUAAGUACAGUUUGGGGACAACUGUACUCUAUGGAGAAGAGGGUUUCCUUAGUGAGUUCUUUCAACCAUUGGUUAUAUGUGCUAGUUUACUAUUCUGUUUACUAAUGUAUUUUGAAGCUGAGGGGACGUGGUCUUUAAUUUGGGAAUAUCAUAUGACCAUACAGUUCCUGAAUAAGAAUGGCAUCUUGAAAGGAACUUCAUUGUCUGUACAAAGUCUGUUUCCUACUUACAUAAGGGUGUUAAUUAAGUUUCCCAGUCAACACCAGAUUAUUAUGCUGAUCCUUUCUGUAAGCAUUAAGGGUCAAGAUGGUUGCUUGUACCUUCCAAGCUAGGUCUUAGAUAAAAGCUUGUACCCGGGUCACAGAUAAUUGAUGAAAUGUAUUUUUGUAUUAAACUCAUUCUAACUGCACUGAUGGCAUGAUUCAUAGAGAUAAACGGUGCCAAAAGCAGACAAGCACCCAUCAUUACAAAAGCCAAAAGAGUAAGCAGUGCGUUGUGUUCUUUGGAAGGAAGUAGUAUGCCAUAUGUUUUCAUUUCAGGUGUUAUCCAACAGACAGUUUCUGUGGGUGUUUGCAGUCCCCCAAAGUAGAUCUUUACUGUCCUACCAAGUUAUAGUGGCCAAAUCUAAUGUUACUGCUGUCCGUUACAUAGAUAUCUUACACAACUUCCAGUACAGCUGCUGUUUUCUCCAUAUGUUUCUAUUCACAAAUCAGUGACCCACCUAAUUGCCUGUUAGGUAGCCAUCUGCCUUCAGGGUUAUUGGCUGUCUAGGACAGGGGUUUUCAUCCAGUGUGCCAUGGCACUCGGGGUGCCUUGAAUGAUGGUCAGGCAUGGGCGGAGCCAGGGGAGCAGAGGCCAGCUGCCCCCCAUCAAUAAAAAUCAAUACAAAUAUGAGGUUCUGCUGCCCCAACGAAAACCUGCCCCUGGCUAUGCCCUUGUGGUCUGGGGAGCCAUGGGCAACACUAGCCUGAAUCCCUCUUUCCUUCCACCCCUCCUCUGAUGCCCCCUCGCGUCUCUGCCUCCCCAAGACAUGCAUGGCUGUUUGUUGCAGCAGCCCUAGCUACAAGCUCCACAUUUGAAUGGUGCCUCUGGGUCUGGCCAGGAGGUGCCAGUUGGCAGGAACCGAGGAGGCCUCGGAGUAAGCAGGUAAGCAGGUGAGGGAGCCCAGAUGGUUAGUCCACCAGCCCUUGCUGUUGGGAAUGGACAGACAAGUGGGAGGCUGGGCAGGUAGGCAGGUGCUGCACUGGCCUUUUUUUUUUUGCUUGCUGUGUGCAAUGCCUGCCUGGGAGCUGAGUGCCCAGUACCGAAGGGGAGCCUUUCUGCCAUGCAGGUCCAGUGGGUGCCCACUGCUGCCACUGGUGGCUCCCAAGGUGAGUAAGGUGCUGGCCUGACGUUCACCUUUGGCCAGUCUCUGUCGGGCCGUGAAGGCUGGGGCAUCCUCUUCCCAGGCCCCUGGGGGGCAGUGUGAGGAGGUUCCUCUGUUUGGGUUGGGCAGGCGCAGCUCAGAGAGCAGGGGCAGCUGUGGUGGUUGCCUGGAGGACUCCCAAGGAGAGGGGAGAGGAGGCUGAGGGAACACUCCACAAGGGAGGGUGUUCGAAAAGGGGUGGGGGGCUGCUGGCUCUGCAUUCAAGGGCUGUGCUUCUGAGGCUCAGAGCACAUUUACCUGCAGGGGAGCCACAGAAAGAAUGUAGUUGGUCAAGGGAGCCAUGGACUUUAAAAGGUUGAAAACCUCUGGUGUAGGACGUGAAUGAUGAAAGAAUACAAACAACAUGGCUGUGCUCCUCACCCCACUCCCCACCCCGUGAUGAUGGAGAUGUGAUGAGGCUUGCUCAUCUGAACGGUAUUAUUUUUAAGUAUAUUGCAAUGGUUGAACCUCAUAAGUUUGAGGUGAUGCCAAAAAGGGCACGUGGAAAAUUUACUCCAGCUUUAUUGUGCCCAGCAGCACCCUGGUGAAUGGUUUUGUUCUGUUUUUGUGAUUUUCCUAAAUAUAUUGUUCAAUGUUUGAAUUGCAGCCACCAACACCUGGUUCACAAACAACCCUGGGAGGUUGUGUGGCAGGCUUCAGUUUUUAAACCAUCACAAGGUCACACAGCGAGCUUCAUGAUUGCAUGUUUUUUAUGCUGAUGUCAAAGGACAUAGUCUUUACGAAAGACUGGUUAUGGUUCCAAAGCAUAUCUUGUUUGGGAGUUUGUUAAAUGAAGUAAUUAUACCUAGAGCUGACCCCCCCCACAGGUUUUUGUAUGCGUUGUGAACAGUAAUAUGGUGAGGACCAGUAGAAAUGGGGGGUGGGGGGUGGAAUUGGACUGCAACCCUGUGUAGGCUCACCUGGGAGUAAAUCCAGCUGAACACAUUACUUCUGAGUAAACAUGUACAUGAUUGCAUGCUCUUAUAAUUCUGGUUAGUAGGUCCUAUGCACUUACCUCCUGUUUUAUUGCGUAUUUUAAUUAUGAAUAUUUGUAUUUUAGUAUUUGUAUAGUUGGUUUUCAUGUUGAACCAUUAGAAGCCUAUUUUGGCAUUGAACAGUAUAUAAACAAUAAUAAUGAUUCCUAAAACCUCAAGAAAUCUAUACUGUGAAACUUUCAUUCACCUUUAUGUUCCAGCUUCGCUCAUUGCAAUUAUGGUUGGAGCCCUGCGCACAUUCAGUGUGUUCAGAGUUUUUGCUUCAGGCAUCAGACUUCUGAAAAACAUUAUUUUUGUCAUUCCAUUGACUGAAUUUGCCACAGUACCAGUGUGACAAACACCCAGAGAAGUUAGCAUAAAUGGAAUAAAAUAAAACCAAUGUUGAAAGUGAUCUUUUUCUGUUAAUGAUGUCGUAAAGGCACUUUGUGCUCACGUGGCAAAUGUCUGAAGGGCAGCAGAACUUCUGUUUGAGCUUUGGACUGGAACAGAUUUCUCCCCCACCCCUAGUCUUGGUGCAUGCCCACUCUCUUAUUUGGAUAAUACUCAUGGUGAACUAGUAACAAAUUUGAAUUUGGAAAGUUGCCCAGAGCAUCUUAACGACACAUAAUCUCAGGAACAUGAGUUAAUUAUGUAGAUUACUGGUGAAACAAAUAGGUUGAGAAGCAAUUAGUGCAACCCAAAUGCAAAAUCCACCAGGAUUUCCCAGCUGAGUUGUGGUGAUGCUGGCAUAAAUCCUUCACCCCAGUUCAGCCGGUGGAACCUGUGCCCACUUAAGUCCCUCCAAGGGGGGCUCUGGGGGAGUGGCAGGAGGAGGACGGGGCAAGGAGAGUCUUGCACCUAUUCUGAAUCCUGCUCAGCUUGGUCAUGGGACCUAGGACCCAGUCCUCUAAACUCAGGCCGACACUCACCUGCCCACUCAGCCAGCCCUGGCCCCCUCCCAGGGGCUUCUCAACAGAGUUUAGGAUAGGGGCAGCUUACCGUCAGGUGAGUUGCACCAGUUUCCUAUAGUCAGGAUUUCUCUGUCUGAAAUAGCAAGGAUCAUAGUGGGCUGUCAUUAGUAUUUGCAGUAUUACUUUUAAAAAAAGGAUCCUCUUCAUGCUAACAUUAAAUUGCUUUAUACAAUAGAUAAUUUCUAUAUACUGUAUUGGCCUGAAUAUAAGCCUCACUUUUUUUCCAAAUUCCAACUGUGAAAAGUUUAAGUGUGGCUUAAAUUUGCGACCUUACAAAAAUUGGUUUUUACGACAUCACUGCUGAAACAGUAAAACAGAAAGGGUGUGAGUGCCUGCAGAAUUUUAAGGGAGCAGCUUAUAUUCGUGUAUUGUCUUUUUUAUAUUUUCCCCUUGAAUUUUAAAGGUGCGGCUUAUAUUCAAGUGCGGCUUAUAUUUGGGCCAAUACGGUAUUAUGUAGCCAAGGCAAGGCGAAUCGCAAGUAGCCUACUGCCAUUUCCCUCCUUCUUUUAGCUGAUGUGGAGCAAGCAGAGAACUCUGUCAUUUGCAACAGCUAAAUUGGCAUCCUACGCAAGAAAGUGGAGCAAAGUUAUAAAACCUGUCUAAACCCUUGUUAUCCUUUUUUUUGCCAGCAUUACAUUGGGCUGCUGGACAGAAGUGCUUGGACUGUCCUUAGGAUGCUCCUGCAUGUGUGUUUCCCCCCCCCCCCACGUUACUCCUAAAAGCCCUUCUUAAAGGUGGGGCUGGCUCUGGGGACAGAGCAGUAAUGCUUGAGUCCAGUGUUAGAAACUAGGAUAGGAGAGCUUUCUGUCACAUGGCUCCUGGAACCUACAUUAUGGGCGCAAAAACAGAAAGUCUAGUUGCCAUUUUGUCCUUUUCACAAGAGCUACUCCUGUUGCACUGGGGGAAGUGGCAUUUCCCACAGAAGCCGCCGUGAUCUCUCCUACUGUGGAGGUGGGCAUGGGGGCAUUUCUCCUCCCGUGCCGUCAGUGCCAGCAGCGGCAAAUUUAUUCUUGAGUCUCAGAUCCCAUACAUGGUGACAAGAUUUCUUGAAAUGCUCGCAUUCUGACAGUCCCGUUGCAAAAUGCGCCUGGUGCCUGACUAAUUUCAAAAGCUGCUUGACCCUGUGCAGUGUUGCUAUUUCAUUCCUAAGCAUAGUUUAGAAAUUAUGUUCUAUUCAGUUCUAGUCAGCAAUACUUAUUUUCAAGCUAAAGUGUCCAUGACUGAGGUAUAGAACUGUAGUCCUCAGCUUCUGUUCCUCACUAAAUUGUUCUAUUCUUAGUUGGAACACUACAUUUUGGAUAUGAACUCUUGAGAGAUUAUCUCCUAGACACCUAUUUUCAGCCUUCCUACAAGCAAGACUUGUUCAGAAGGCUAUUAGAAAAUGGUUAUGAUGACCAGAAGUGCUGAGCGUUUUGCAGUGUUGAUAAAGCAGUAGGACAGCAGCGCCUUCACUUUUUGAAACCUGCCAUUCUGUUCCCUGCAGGCGAUACACAUGUGCAUAAAAGAGUUUGGUUCCUUUCCCUUUUUUAAUUUCAAUUUUUAUUAGUUUUCCAUAAAGCCAAGAUACACAGAGUCAAGCACAAAACAUUUUGUUUCAUAUAAACAAAACAAUAAAUAGAAAAUUUAAACUGGAUUCCGAGAGGACAUGGCAAUAUUGACAGUUUUGGCAAUACAGAAAGGUAGGUUAUACCGGUUAAACAGAGAAGUAAUACUUGGUUGUUACCAAUAACAAUUACAUUUGUGCACUUUUAGUUAUAUCCAUUAGUUACAGACCCCUUACAUCUGUUUUCCAAUACAGUGGUACCUCAGGUUACAUACGCUUCAGGUUACAGACUCCGCUAACCCAGAAAUAGUGCUUCAGGGUUAAGAACUUUGCUUCAGGAUGAGAACAGAAAUCGGGCUCCGGUGGCACAGCGGCAGCAGGAGGCCGCAUUAGCUAAAGUGGUGCUUCAGGUUAAGAACAGUUUCAGGUUAAGAACGGACCUCCGGAAUGAAUUAAGUACUUAACCUGAGGUACCACUGUAUAAAAUAAAGAACAUAUGGAAAAAACAAGAAAGCAGAGAAGAAUUAACCACCUAUAGACUCCAUCAUAUUAUAAACUGUAGGCAUCUCUCUUCCAUGUGCUUCAACAUUUGUGUCAUCAAUAAAAUCAAACGACAUAAAAACAUCUCCUAUUAUUUAGCAUGAGAAAAUGAACUGAUUCUUUUUCCCUGUAGCUUUUAGGGGAAAGAAGAAAUUCACUGGUGUUUGGUCAAGUAACACUCGUGUAAGAUGGCCUUAGGGAGUCCUCAAGGGGCAGAGUUAAUGUUGCUUUAGCAUCGCUUUACCUUCAGUUACAAAUUAUUCCCCAAAAGUGUUACUGUCAAGAACUGUUUGAAAAGUGAUGAAAAUCUAGGCCACGUAUGACUAGACUGUGUGGCGUAUUUAUGAACAUUUAUGCAAGAAGGCCUUUUUGUUCACGUAAAGCUGUAACCAUGUCUUUAUUAAUUAGUGCCAGUAUUCUGUUAUCCUUCUAACCCAUGCUCCCUCACUUGUGUCCUUUAUGCAUCGCAGUGCAUUUGGUCUGCAGUUGUCAAGAGUGAACCAGGGGAAACACCUGGCCAUUGCACUUCCAUAGCAGGGUGUUUAAUCACACAAUUUGAGCUACUGCUAGCUCACUUUUCCUGCAGUUCUAAUACAGAGCCACAAAGGAUUUAAAAUCAGGUUUAAUGUGAGAAAGAGCUGGAAGAUUAUUGAGAGCAAAUAAUUCCAUUAACUCCCUAGGAGAUACACCACAAGACAACAGGGCAACCCUUAAUAUUCAUUUUUCAACAAACACAAAGAUAAUCUUUAGAACCAAUUUUCCAGAACAUGGACUCUAGUUUAUCAUAGUUAAUCCUCACCCCCAACCUGCCAGCCCCUUAAACUUCAAUCUGUUGAUGAAGGGCAGGCAGAGUGUGGAGAAAGAAUGGGUCAAAAUCCACUUCUACCAGUGUGGGGCUAUAUAAUCUAGAUACCGGGGCCAUCUCCAAAGUGGUAUUUGUGAAGAAAAGUACAGAAAAAGACCACUCAGUGCAGUCAAAGGCCUUUAAGGGUACAAACCAGGGGAUUUCUGUUUUGUCAGCUGUGGCGUAUAUUUAAUACCCUCUGGAUGGAGGAAACCAUCUUUCUACUUGAAAUAAACCCUACUUGGUCCAGAUGAAAUGCAUGCCACAAGUACAGCUGUGAAUAUUUUCUGGUCCUGCUGAAGGAGAGAGAUGGGGCCAUAAGACUCCAGCAAGGGAGGGCUCUCCCAGGUUUAAGUAUCAGAAUCAUCCACUUCCCCAACUAGGACUCAGGAAUGGCAUCUCCUUGCAUAAUGUUAUUAACAAGAACAGACAACUGCAAGACAAAAGACAUCCUUCACCAACUGCAAGACAAAAGACACGCUCGUUUGGAUCACCCAGAAGUCCCAUCUGGGCCUGUUGACUUGCGACUUUUAAGCUUCUAAUAAUGGCCUGUUUCCUUCUUAGAAAUUAUUUGAGAAAGAGCUUCCCUGAAGAGAUUGAAAGGUACAAAAUAGGGACAGAGUGAGUCCAAAAAGAUGUUGUAAUUUGUGCAACAUCUGGAUUGGUGGGAAGUAUAUAUCUACAUAAUACUUCAGAUUUGUUGGUGCUGACCUUUAAAGCACUAAAUGGCCUUGGCCCUGUAUACCUGAUGGAGUAUCUCCACCCCAAUCGUCCAGCCCAGACACUGAGGUUUUGCUCUGAGGGCCUUGCAGCAGUUCCCUCAGUGCGAGAAGUGAGGCUACAGGGAACCAGGCAGAGGGCCUUCUUGGUGGUGAUGCCCACCCUGUAGAACGCCCUCCUAUGUUAAGGAGAUGAGUACCUAUAUAACUUAUAGAAGACAUCUGAAGGCAGCCCUGUAUAGGGAAGCUUUUUAAUGUGUGAUGCUUUAUUAUGUUUUUAUAUAUGUUGGAAGCCGCCACCCAGAGUGGCUGGGACAACCCAGUCAGAUGGGUGGGGUACAAACAAUAAAACAACAACAACAACAACAACAAUUCACAAAUAAUUUCCUAAACCUGAGAUCCAGAAAGAUCAUUCACUGAUAAGAUCUUGUGUGUAGCUCUACCUUUUAAACACAUUAGCCAAUAAUUUGGAAUUCUUGUUUCUAAAAUUUGUAGUAUUUUUUAUUAACAUAAAUAAAAGACUUAGCAAUCAUUGAAUCCUAAAGCUUCAAGUAUGCACCGCUUAGAUUAACGAUAUUUGAGCUCCCUUGGAGAACCGGUCUGCUUGUGUUUCCAUUCCAAUCUCAGGACAUCGGUGGUUAAUUGGGUUUUGAUACAGGAUGAGGUUUGUUUUAUUUAUUUAAUAGAUUUGCCUGUAGGGGCUCCACAAAGGACCACCGUCAUGGCAUCCUAAACUACUGGGUAUUGCAGACCAAUGUCCACAUUUAAUUGAAAAUAUUGUGAGAGAGAAUCGCUAAUGGUUACAGAGUGGUAUUUUAAGUGAGCAAGGUGGAAUUAAAGUACCAUGUUGGAGAACUCAUAGCAGAACUAUAUAAGGUGCUUGUCUCCCAAAGUCCCUUUGAGAAAAAAGUAUCAGUACUUUGAUACUAUGAAUCACAGUAUCCUUCUGGAUAUGUUGUCCAGGCUAAGUGGCUGAAAUUCCCCUCUUACUUAGGAUGGAUGUUUCCAGAAAGUGGGCAGGAAGAUUACUGCUUGACCAUUGGCAGUAAUUUUGGGGGAGCUCCACAGAUAUCUAAUCUUUUUCUUGUGUUGUUGAACAUUCACCCAGAAAUUUGGCCCAGGGUUUAGCUAGUAUUUACUGUAGUAUAUGACAUCAGACUUUAGCUCUAUUUUUUCAUUAGGCUGUGCUUGUCCUUGACCAGUGAUGGCCUGGAUGAGAUGGAAACCAAGCCUUAGGAGGAACAGUGGAGGGAGUUGGGUACAUUUAGCCUGGUAAAGAGGAGACUGACAGAAGACAUGAUAGGCCUGUCACAUGGAGGAUGGAGCAAGCUUCUUUUCUCCUGCUCCAGAGGGUGGGACCAAUGGAUACAAGUUACAAGAAAGGAGAUUCUGACUAAACACCAGGGAGAACUUUCUGACAAUAAGAACUGUUUGGCAGUGGAAUGGACUCCCUCAGAAGGGACAGAUUGGUGACCACCUGUCAGGUGUGCUUUAGUUGAGACGAUUCUGUUCUUGCAUUGCAGGGGGUUGGACUAGAUGACCCUUGGGGUCCCUUCCAACUCUGCCAUUCUAUGAUUCUAUGCAUAAAUGGAGUCUUAGCCCAGAGAAGAUGGAGGUACUGCUGAUUGUUGAUUCAUCCACGCAGGUGAAUAUUCUGGACGGGACUGCACUUCCUCCAAACCAGGUCCCCAGUCUGGGCAUGCUUAUUGAUCCAGCACUGUUUUUUGAGGCUCAGCUGACUCUGUGGUCAAAGCACUUUUAUAGAGCUUCAGCUGGUUCACCAGCUUUGCCCUUCCUUGAAUGGAGACAGCUUGACUUAGAAAUGUAUUUAUUAUUAGCCAAACAUGCUCACAGGGCAGUUUACAGGAAUAUAAGGUGACCUAAAAUGUAAUAUGCAAGAGCAUCAAAAACAAUGCUUAUUAAAUACACUUAUUAGAUAACUAGAAGCUUCAUAAACAUAGCAAAAAAGUGAGCAUCUAUAAAAAAUACCAAAGCUGGUGCUAGACAGACACCCUUCAGUGGAGAGGCCAUUCCACAGACAUGGAGCCACUACUGAAAAGGCCCUUCCAUGGGACCCCACAUCUUGUAUCGCACCAGGGAGCCCUAAUCUGCUGAUCUUUAUGCAUGGGCAGGUUGGCACGGGAGAAUGAGAUCUGAACAUACUGCAAUGUGUUAUGUGUGGUGUUUUCUUUAAAAACAGUCUGGAAACUGCCACAAGAUGAUUAAUUGCAAUGAACAUCUUGACCAUAUGAAGUCUGCACUUUUUAAUCUGCACUGGUUCCCAGUCUGUUUCCAGGUCUUGCCCUCCUUCUUUGAAGUCUCACAUGCGAGAGCCAAAGCCAGUUGGUGAGUCUUAGUUUGCAACUUGUGAGUUUCUUAAAUAUGUGAUUAUUUUUAAUUCUGGAAGUGCUGUUCCAAUCACUGUUUUUAUUUCUUACAUAAUUGUUCUGCUCAGGUUUCUGUUACUAUAUUAGGCUACUUAUAAGGACUUCUCUGUUGAAAUGCGUUUGUCUUAUGUUGUCAUAUAUGGGUAUGAUUUGGCCUCUUGCGGGUAUUUUAUUGUCAUUGUUUAUUCAUUUGUGUAGCUGAAGCCAAAACAAGAAACACACAAACAAAAUAUGUUGUGCAGUUAAAAUAACAAUUUAAAAUAGGCAUUCUGCCAAAUAGAAAUUUGCACCACUGAAGAAUUUAACUUAGCACCCUCACAAACGUUUCUCCUUAAAAUUGCUGCUCUGAAGGCAAAACAACCUGCCUUUCAGAAAUGUCAGAGAACAGGUCUCCUAAUAGAAAGUUAACCAAGCACUCAAUUGAUCUGUCAGCUGAGAUAUUUAAGUCUUUGAACAAGGCUGCUCUUAAGGCCUUAUAAAUGGGGCAAACAAGUAAGCAGUGGGAUCAAUCGUCAGGCACAUGGCCCCACCUGGAUGCACUCGCCUCCUGCAGAAUCCACCAGUAGCGUCCUUCAGCUAUAGCAGAGAGCAGAGACUGGAAUUGCAGAGCUGUAAACUCAUUUUUCCUAUUUAACAUUUGUAAUGCUGGUAAGGAGUCUGAAUGAGUAAUUUUAGUGUACCGUCAUGCUUCCCCCCCCUUUUUUGCACAUGUUUAUCCUUAACUCUGUUUGUGGUUGUUCAAAUUCAUUCACAGCACAAUCUGAACUGAGAUGAGAUGAAAGAGUUUGGAUUUGGCAGAUCUAAGGAUUUUCUGGCUGAUCUAGGGAUUUUUCAGGGGGGCACCUGGCACCAACAGGAGCUCAUGCUAUCUCCUUGUUCAAAUUACUAUGAAGAGGAAUUUACAACAUGAAAUCAAAUGCUUAGAGCCUAACCUGCUGAAAUAUACUGACUAAAACAAGGGUAUGCAGAAGAUAGAUGAGGAUCUAUUGGUAUAUGUCGGAUGGUCUGAAGUAGAUUGGCCAGGAGUUUACAGUUCAAUACUGGUUAACAGCAACACCAAAAAGUUUCCCCUGCAUGAAAUUUGGCUGUUUGAACCCUGAUCAAUAGUAAUCAGAUGUCUUUUUUUCUCUUUGUAAUUCUUGUUUUGUAUUUUGUGAACGUACCACCCUCCAAUCCAUAUAUAACACCCAUCUAGAACAUGGGCACAUUUAUAGAAGCUGGUCAUAAGCCCAGUGGGGCUCUGUCCCCUGAGCUACCAUUCUGCAUGUAGCUCAAUAGCGUCCCUCCUUCCCCAAGGAACUACUUUGUACCUGACUCUGCUUGGUGGCAAUUUGGAUUCUAGUAAAAACAAAGUAGACCUCAAACUUGAAAUCUGACAGCCCCCAAGCUAAAACAUAGUUUGUUUUGUUUUCAGGUUUCGCCUUGUGAAAAAUGCCGCUGUGAAGCCAAUGGCGAAGUAGUGUGUACAGUGUCUGCAUGUCCUCAGACGGACUGCGUGGAUCCCGUAUAUGAGCCAGAUCAGUGCUGUCCUAUCUGCAAAAAUGGUAAGCAACAAAUUCAAGCGACAGUUGGCUUAAAGCUUCAGCUAUUUAAAAAACUAUCCCUACAACAUUAACAAAAGUGCAGUUUCCACAAGUAUGUGCCUUUCUUGCAGGGAAUGGUAUUUGUUACCUGAUGGCCAAAUAAAGAGCCCAGCACCCAGAGUUGUAUGAACUAGGACUACUUUACUUAAGUUUAAAUCAGUAAAAAACAGAUGCAGAGGGUAACAACUAUCGGCGCAGGAGCUAACUGUAACGUAAGGCGAAACGGCAGCCGCUUGUGUGAUGGAGCUCAUGCCUUGGCAAAUGGAAGUAGGACUGCCUUUCCCCAGGCCACACCAUGAAGGGAGAGUAGAUAGGCCUUGCUGCAUUCCCCCCCGCCGGGGCAGAUGAGGCAGGUGGGCCUCAAAGGGGGCUCAUAUCCCACUCCAAGGCCCCAUAACCUAGAGGACAAGCCUGAGGCCAGGCCAUCACCAGGAAAGGUGCCUCAGGGGGUCACUUGGCUAAAACUUAACUCUUUUCCUUCUCAUACCUAACCACCAGAAGAGGGACAGAAAUCUUUUUAGUCACCCUUUUCUCCAGUCAAGAACAGUCUCUCUCGCGCAGGCCCUUCUGAAGGUUUGUCCAAAAUUUGUUGUUGCCAACAUCUGUGAGGCGAAUUCCAUCUGGCCUAUGCAGUUCAGUGUUACUGGGCAUGAUAUCUGGGGAGCGAAUUAGUGACCCUCCCUGUUCAUGCACUGCCAACCUCAGCUUCUGCAUUAAGUUUUGAACGGGCCCUGUUAAUCACACUAGGGUCCCCUUCACAGCAGGCAGAUAGUUGUACAUGUGACAGACACUGGGAAGUCUCCACUCCCUGGCUGGCACACUAUGUGCGUAAUUGUCCAUGUAGCUUACUGAGUUUCUGCACGGAGAGCUUGGGUUUCCUUUGGGACAAGGAAAGGAGGGGCACAAUGGUGUUCCCCGGCCUCUGCCCUGCUGCUGAACAUGCCUCUCUGCUGAACUCGCUUUGAUGCUUUGUGAGCUGGGGUUCCCUGGAGCUCAUGAAGCAGACUCCCUUCACUAGCUUGCUCUGGCCAGCAUGCGUCUUAUGAACACUACAAUUUCCAUGUGACCCUGGUCUGUCCCCUCUUCCUGAAAUAGGACCCCAUGGAUACCCCGUCUUCUGACUAGUCCCACAAGUGCUGGCUGCUCCUAUCCCCACAGCUUCCACCAGUGCCCACUGGUAGGAAUGGCUCUCCGCCCUGGCUUCUCCAAAUAUUCAAAAUUAAAGGUGCAGCCUGUGCUACUGCCCUCUGUAGCUGCACCAACACACUUUCUCUGGCUGCCUGACAUAGGAAGGACACCACUAUCCUGCUGAGAGUGAGGUCUGAUGGCAAUGUGCCGUAGGGAACCAAGAGCUCCAUCAGAUGCUGGCACCGGACAGAUCUAAACAGAAUGAAACUGUUUAAUGCCCAUGUGUCUGGUGACUUGUCUUGGUGCUUGUCAGGCUUCGGGGAAGCGGCUCCCUCCCUCCCUUUGGCUGUGGAUAAGCAGAACAAAGCGAAAAUAGUCUCUUACCAGUUAAAGAGAAUUUAAUAUUCACAGCGAAAGAACAAAGACUCCAUCUCAGAGGAAAGGUGCUCCCAGUUAAGGUUUCCACCCACUCCCCCCCCCCGAGCCACCCUUGUCACUUACUUGUCUGGAAACAUGAUCUCGCAACCAUUUGGCCUUCUCUGUAGCUACCUUUUCUGCUCUCCUUGACCUUGGACUGAGCGCUUGGACACUUUCCAGUGAGAGGGAAUCUGUUCAUUCUCUCUCUCCCUGUUCUUCUUCUCCUAGCUGUUCCCCACUCAGUUCUGCCCAGCUGUUGUCUUCCAGACUAUAUCCCUCUGUAAACCACUGCUCCAAAUCUAUACUGCUCCACUGCUCCUGGGCAGCUUCAGGAUCCUGUUCAGGAGCAGGGGGCAGGGGAGGCCUCUACCAUUCCUCGUCAGAAUAGCUCUCCUCAGCCUGGUCUCUGACAGUCCUGCAAAUGGCCGUCUCAUGUUCCCAUAGCGCCCCCACUGUUCUAAUCAAGUAUCUAACAGAAAAUCUGUUUCAGGCUAAAAACAGACAUAACACAUAAAAACAUAAGACCAUUAAUUCCUUGUUUCUUUCUUUUUGAACCAAUGUCAAUGCUUUCUGUUGUCAAAGACUAUUAAGGCAAAAACUCAUGGGAGGGCCACCUCAAACUACACAUUUCAGUAGUUCUUGCCAAGCACAGAUGUGCUAACCUCACUGACAAAAGCAUAAAGAACCCAUCCUUUUUCUUGGCAUCCAUGAGAUAUAGAUCACCUCUUAGAAACCUCAAAACAGGACUGUUUCAUGUGAAAUCUACUUCCCUGUUUUAUAUCCUGAGUAUAGUAGUGCUAUUUAUUUUUUUAGAGUGAAAGGUUACCUCAGACAUAGACAUUAAAAUAUAUUGCACUAUAUACUGAAGUGCAAGGCUGAAGAGGUAUGGAAUUCCAUCAACAAACAGAGAUUAAAGUGUAAUAAAUGCUUAGCGGCAGAAAGCCACUCCAGGAUCAUCUUCCACCUUCUGUGCAAAUUUAGCUAAUCUUUAGGUUAUUGACACAAAUAGAAGUUGAUAUAUAGGUUUAUGUUAACCUAGCUUUAUGAAAUAAAUUCUUUUUAUUAGCAUUCACGAUAUUACCUUUCAUUUGAGCUGAAAUUUUUAUUUGCUGAAAUUCUGGCCUCCAGCAAAACUAGGUUCAGAAUGUCAAAUCCAUCUUUGCCUCACUUGUAAAAUAUAAUUUCAAAACAAAUAGAGAUAAAUAUAGGGCAGAAUGGGAAAUAGGGAGUGGAAUGAAACAGGAAAUUGAAUGACCAUUAAAAUGGAAAGUCAAUUUUAAUAAUAGUUCAGCAUUUGAUAACUUGGAACUUUACAUCACACAGAAUUAAAAAUGAUCUUAAAAUCUUCAUUUUAUACAGUGGUACCUUGGUUCUCAAACUUAAGCCAUUCCGGGAGUCUGUCUGACUCCUGAAACCAUUUGAAAAUCAAGGCGCAGCUUCCGAUGGGCUGCAGGAGCUUCCUGCACUCAAGCGGAAGCUGCGCUGGACGUUUGCUUCCAAAAAGCGUUCGCAAACUGGAACACUUACUUCCGGGUUUGUGGCGUUCAGGAGCCGAUUUGUUCGGGAGCCGAGCCAUUCAAGUACCAAGGUACCACUGUAUAUCAUCUAUAAACCACUCAAGCACUUUCAAACAAGCAUGUUUUAAUGAUGAUGAUCCAAUUAUUUUUAGGACUUAGUAACAGGCGUAUCCUGUAGAAUUUGUUAUGGGUUUUGAAUUAAUGAUUCCAGCUUUCAAACACAGUAAAACCUCAUGGAAAUUAACAAGGCCUCGCUCUGUAAGUUAUAUUGACGAAGAGUCCUUUAAUAAAAUUUCAGCCUGAUUAAUAUUUAUAUAUUAGACUUUUGGAUACCUGUGAGGUAUUCCGCCCCUUCUUUGCAUUUUAAUGUGUCAUAUUACUGUAUUCAGCUACCACCUUGAGGACAGAGCUUUGAAGUGUUCUAAAUUACUAAUACUUUAAUUUCAGUCUUUUAAGAAGUCGAAAAGUUUGGUUAAAAACAAACAAACAUUGAGUGGUAGUUCUAAAGUAAGAUAGUUUGAAGUCCCAUUGAUUUCAGAUUUAACAAGACAUUUUACUUUUGCACUGAAGAAAAUGCUAUUUUGGCUCAACUGGAAGGCUCUGUUGAAUAGUGGGGUGCUAUUUCUAUUAACUUCUAAGUUCAUUGACCAUGACUGGCCCAAGACAUAUGGGCAUCUGAGGCGAACCACAGUAUGGUGCCCCCCUCCCCACCAGGGAAGAAGGGGUGAGUGAAGUUCUGCAUCAGGAGCAAGGGGAGAAUAAAGAUCUCCAUUGGGAUCUGCUGCCCCUAUAGCUGCUGCCGCCUGAGGUGGUUGCCUCACCUUGCCUCAUGGGUGGGCCAGCCCUGCAUAUUUCAACUGUUAGGAGCUUUUUCUAGUGUUCCCUGCUGAAACAGGUAGCAUGCAAGGUCUCCCAUUCAUAUUGUGGAUUUAUUAGAACUACAAAUGCUCUAGGAUUCGACGUUAUGGGAGAUCUCUAGAAAUGAAGUAUCAGAGAGGAAUAAUCCCGGUGAUUGUGGAGAUGACUCUUGCCUCUGAAGAAAAUACCCAAUGCAAUCUGGAAGGGAGUGCAGACUGGGCAAUAAUAUGCAGCUAGCUAUUGUUCCUUCCUAUGCUAGGAACCUAUGAUGCAACUGCUGGUUAAAUCUCUUCUUUGGAAGUGUCAUUGAGCUUAAAUUAUUGCUGCAGUUUUUAUCACAUAGGCAACUCAUAUGCCAUGAGCAUGCAUCACAGAGCUUUUUCCUGCAGAGGGGUAGGUAGGCAAGCAAGCAGUUUUCUGAAGACUCCGGACUCAGCUAUACAGCUGCAAAUAAAAUGUUUCAAGUGUGCUUUAAGUACAAUAUACAAUGUGACACUAGACGGUGAUAGUGAGCCUUAAGGAAAAUUCAGUGUAUUUUUAGAAACGUUUUUAAAAAAGCAUUUGCAGAACUUUUUUUAUAUUGUGUGUAGAUUUCACCUCCAUGAGCUGGCAACAAUAGUGGAAGAAUGAGAGAGGCGUUGCCAUGCUAGGCCAGGAGAGGGUAUCUCUUAUUGAUCAUUUGAUUUCAUAAAAUUUAUAUACCACUUGACUGUAAAAAAAAAGAAAAGGAAACCACCUCAAAGUGGUUUAUAAGAAGAUAAAACUAUAAAAUCAGGAAAAACUUACAAUGCCUUAAAAUAUACAAGUUAAAAUACUAAAAUACUCCUGCCUUUGGGAUUACUACCUACUCCCCUUCAAAAAUCAGACAAUUUUCUUCUGUGAGUUUUGCCUUAAUCAUUCCAGAAUUCUCUUCUGGCCAAUGUAACUUGAUGCUUGCAGGUAAGACAUUCUGCACUUAGGUUUUUGUUUUCCUUUCCCUCGCCUCUCUCUGUUCUGCCUGAUUUCUUCGAGUCUGUGGUUGCAGGGAGGUGUUGCAAUAUCAUGGGCCCCUGCUCUUCCCAGUCCUUCUCUGUGGCCUUUUCUCCUUCUGCCCAGUUGUGUGAGAGCAGAUCAGCUGCAGGGAUGUCUUUCCAGGCUUGUAUGUUACUUUUGAAUUUGUUUCAGGAUCAGAGCCGAAGUCUUGGUGGAGCAGAGGUUAGAGGUUUCUCUAGUGUGUUUGCAAGAGGUUGUGAUCAGUUUCCGCUGUUGCAAAGUGCCCUCAAGUGUACACCCAGAGACAAUAGCAAGUAGUUCAUUUUCAACUUGAGCAUAAUUCUGCUGAGUAGAUGCUGAUGCUCUUGAAGCAUCUGGGACAAGGUGCCCUUCCUUCAACAACGCAGCCACAACUGUUGCCUGUGAGGCACGUAGUUGUUAAUUCCUUUGUUUCAACACAAUACUUCAGUUGGGUGAUAACUUCUUUUGUGUUUUGAAGUGUCUUCUUGUUUCAGUACCAUUCAGUGCCUUUUUUCUUCAGGCCUCUUUAGCAAGCUGUGAUUUCCGUGAAUCUUGGAAUGAACUUUGAUAUGUGUGACACCAUCCCAAGCACAGCUUCUUGUUCUUUCAGGGGUUUUUGUGCUUUAAGCUGUUUUAUGGGUUCCACAUCACUUGGGCUGGGUCAGAUGCCUCCUUUCUUAACCUCUUCCACUGCGAGAGGCCCAUGGGCCAAUUCCACUGUCAUUAGGAUUUUUAUUAGUUCAGUGACAAUACUGGUUUUGCAGGAGCCCAAAUGUUGGCACCUGUUCUUUUAGCAGAGAAUGUUCCUACUAUGCUGAGUGACUGUCUGCCAUAGUCCUUUGCUCCAGGUGGUAUCAGUGUGAGAUGGUGGGCUGGGUGCUGUGCACUUACCCUCCUGUGAUCAGUUUUAGAUUUUACGGGUAUACUUUCUGAACCUUUGAGGUUUCACCCUUAAAGCCUUGAAUAGUAGCCAGAAACAGUGUUGAGCCACUACUGCCUGAUUUCUUCUAGCAUCUUCUAAUAUUAGUUUAUUGCUAAAGGUAAAGGUACCCCUGCCCGUUCGGGCCAGUCUUGCCAGACUCUAGGGUUGUGCGCUCAUCUCACUCUAUAGGCCGGGAGCCAGCGCUGUCCGCAGACACUUCCAGGUCACGUGGCCAGUGUGACAAGCUGCAUCUGGCGAGCCAGCGCAGCACACGGAACACCGUUUACCUUCCCGCUGGUAAGCGGUCCCUAUUUAUCUACUUGCACCCGGAGGUGCUUUAUUGCUAUUAUUUAUUAAAUUAAUGCCUAAAGCUUAGCAGCAGAAUGGGGCUGUCGGAGAUCAGUGGAGGGAUUGUUCAGCCCCUUUCUCUCAUUGGGCUAGUCUUCAGUCCUUUCCAAUAUCUUACACAUUUCGCCCCUCCCUUCUCCUCUUUCCAGACCCACUUGGGGCUAAGUCAGCCAAACGCAAAGUAUUACUUGCCUGUGAGGGGCUCCUGAGUGGCAGAUGUCACACUAGAAAAGGUGGGAUUCUGCUCUCUGUCAGCCAGAGCAAACAUUCUGUUCUAUUUUAAGGUUUUGCCUCUUUCCUGACAGUUGGUGUCUGCAUUCAGUCACAAUCUGCCAACACAGUUUUAUUUAGUACGAAUAAAUAGGUCAUAAUUAGUCAAAAAUGAGUCUUGUAAUUACAGGUAUAGGGUUGUUUUAUUUUCUGAGGCUUGAUGCCUCAGGGAAAAUGCCUCACUACGCCACGGAUGUUUAAAACCUGAAAUCUACAUUUAUCAAUAUGAUUAUUUAGCUGAUUAGAGCUUUCAGAUUUUCAUAGAAUUGAAGAGUUGGAAGGGAUCCCAAGGGUCAUCCAGUCCAACCCCUGCAAUGCAGGAAUCUCAACUAGAUCCUCCCUGACAGAUGUCCAUCCAUCCCAUGCUUGAAAACCUCUAAGGAAGACGAGUCCACCAGCUCCAGAGAGAGAACAUUCCAAAGAUGAACAGCUCUCACUGUCAGAAAGUUCUUCCUGAUUCCAUAGAAUCUUCUAGUGUUCAUAACUUUUCCUGUCACCUCCCACCCAGUUACCCUGCCAUCCUUCCAACCCCCCAGUCUCUGUUCACACCUCAGGGCAAGGGGGGAGGACAGCUCUCUUGCAUUGCCAAGGGCUCUCAAUGGCCCUCUCUUGUUUCUUAAUGGCCCUAGCUUGGCCAGCUUGUUUUGCCUAGGCUAACCCAGGAAUUCCUCUGCAGCUUGCAUUUCUCCCUUCACAUGACCAAAUAAUGAAAUUCUUACCAUUUAUUAAUUUCUAGGGUUUAGGGGGUCCCCCAUCCAAAUCUAUAAUACUGGGUGCUCUGGGGAGAAGGGAGACUGGCAUCCAUCUUGGGCAGGCUGGCUGUAGAGAUGACUGGGAAAUGCCUUGGACUGCAGGGUUGUGCUGCUGUGGGGACAAGCCCCUCUUGAAAUGACCAUGCCAUAAGGUCUGGACUCCCUCCAUGCAGACCCAAGGUGUAAAUAGGUGAAUAAACUACCGUAUUUUUCGUUCUAUAGGACGCACAUUUCCCCCUCCAAAAAUUAAGGGGAAAUGUGUGUGCGUCCUAUAGAGCGAAUGCAGGCUGCGCCGCUAAGCCCAAAGCCAGAACAGGAAGACGGAGCACUGCGGAGCGCUCCGUCUCGCUGCUCUAGCUUGGGGACGGCUGCGCGCAAACCUCUGCAGGGCAGUGGGGUGCCUUCACCCCGCUGUCCUGCAGAAGCUAGCAAGGCUGUUCCCAAGCCAGAACAGCAAGACGGAGGGCUCCGUUUCGCUGCUCUAGCUUGGGGACGGCUGCGCGCAAACCUCUGCAGGGCAGCGGGGCGCUGCGCUCCAAAGGCUUCAGGGAUCUUUGAGGCUGGCGGUGGGGGAAAGCAGCGCUUCCCCCCACCGCCAGCCCCACAAGCUCUGGUGAAUGUACCUUGAACGCACCUUGUUUUAGAGGGGGAGAACAAGAAAAAAAAAUUUUUCCCUGUUCUCCCCCUCCUAUGAUCCGGUGCGUCCUAUAGUCCGGUGCGUCCAAUGGAGCGAAAAAUACGGUAUAUUUCUUAAAGCUAAGACAGUCUCUGCCGUGGAACACAGAACCUUGGGUAGGUGCCUGGAACCCCCUGGGAUCUUGCUAUCGCUUGAUGGAGUGGGGUGUGGCACCCAACUUUUGUAACCCUGGUGUUAUCAGUGGGAUCUGUGUUUCCUGGAGAGAAGGCCUAGGAGCAGCGUUCUCCUGAAAUUGAAAAUGGAGGGAGGAAUCGCAGGACUCCUUGAGCAGUUCAACAUGAUGGAGAAGAAGAGGAUGGUGGAGCAAGAGCGGCACGUGGAGCAGCCCCACCAGCAGCGGAUGCAGAGGCUCAGAGAUAAGGAUACACAGGUCUCAUUCUCUGAACCCAAUGCGUCCUCAGGAAAUCAUUUGUUAGGCUCACAUAACUAGUCAAUGAUUUCUAUUCAUUCCCAUGGGGAAAUUUCCAAUGUGUUCCUGACCAUGGAAUUAUGACCCCCAAAGUGAUGGGAAAGACCCAGGAAAAUCCACUGAAACUUUGCAAAAAGCAAACAAGGAAGGGGAAAAUGCUCAUUUGUCUGAUAUCUCCCACCUUCUCCCCACCUCCCACCAUGGUUUCUGGUGAAAUGGCUGCUGUGAACCAGCAAAACACAAAAAGGAAGGCUUGUUUAAGGCUGCUUCUUUGUUUAAAGCACCACAUGCCGGUCCAGCUGUUUGGGUAUCUGACUCUGCAGUGUGUAUAGUGAGGUUUGGGCACAGAUUCCUCAUGUUUGGAUAAGCGAAUUCUCAAACAAUGGGUGUUUAGAUAGCGGGAUAGGAGUGCACAUCCUUACCUGUUGGUAAAGGGAGGGGAGGCCCUGCCCAUUGGUUGAUGCUCAAGACCAGCACCCCCUUCACUUCAUAGGUCCUUAAAACUUUAAUGUUGCUUUAGCAAGAAUACUUAAGUCUCCACAGUCUUCAUGUAUUAUUGGUGAAGCAUUUGAUUGCGCCACAAAAGCUUGGGACCACUUUGAUUGGCAGAAUUGGCACUAGUGCAGCUGCCACACAAUACCUAUUUCAUAUUUGUAAGAACAUGGAACUCCUUGUCUAUUGACAUCUCACUGUCCUCUUUUCAACACCUGCUAAAACCAUUCUUGUUUAGACAAGCCUACCCAGAUGCUUAGAAAGAUGAGGUCAUUUUAAUCUGUUUUAGUAUUUUAACUUUUCUGUGUUUUAAAGUAUGAUUGUGAUUUUUUUUUCUUGAUAUUUUUUCUUUUGUAAAUCACUUGAGGUUGUUGUUUUUUUAAACAAUCAAGGGAGUAUACAUUUUAGGAAAUUAAUACAUAAAAUAAACUCUGCUUCAGAAUGCAUUUGGAGAUCCCCUAAGAGUCAUUACUAAAAAUAACUGCAAUAACACUUUGGAAUACACUAAAAGCUUUGCCAUUCUUACCAUACUGAUCCUCCUCACAACCAUGUGACGUGUUUGUGGGCUUUAAGGCUGUGAUUUGCUUGAGUCCAUAUUGUUAGUCAGAGAGAGGAUUUCAGGCCGUCUCCACAUCCACCUCUGGCGCACCUGGCACAACCUGUGAAGCAGCUGCACUCAGUGCCCCCCUCCUUCUGUUCCAGGGCCCAACUGCUUUGCAGAGACCACAGUCAUCCCUGCAGGUCGAGAGGUGAAGACUGACGACUGCACUAUAUGCCACUGUACCUAUGAAGAAGUGACUUGGCGAAUUGAACGGCAGGCGAUGUGUACCAGACAUGACUGCAAGCAAAUCUAGAUCCACAAACCCAAUGCCGCGAGAUGUUUUUAUAAAAAUACUUCCAUGCUCCAAACGAUAUUUGAGUGAACCAAGAAACAUCUUCAAAAGAACUAUUGCUUUGCUUGAGGACAAAGGACCCUGCUGGCAUUUUCUUUUUCCACAGUAGAACAGUAUUUGAGCAAAAGAAGGUUUGGACUUGAUUGUUCACAUCUUAUUAAAUGUGUUAUAUUUCCAAGGUGAGUACUGUAAAUUACAUUAAAAGAUUAUAUUAUUUCUAUAAUCCUAUUAUAGAGUUUAAAAUAAAUGUUUUAUAUAGUUGAGAGAUUAAAUAAAUGUUGGGAGAGAGAAAUGAUUGUCUUCUUGCAUACCUGGUCUUGACUAAAAGAAAACAUGACUUUGUGAUAGAAGCUGUUUUUGUGGGGGGAGGACAAAAAGGCAGGGAAAUGAUAAAUCUGAAAAUGAUAAGAACUUGACGGUGGUCUACUCUGAAAAGUUUACAAUAGGUUCAGUCCUAGCCUCUGGGGUUUUUGUUGCUGACUUCAGUGAGUUUAUGAGUGUAUGUGUGUGCAAAAUGUGAGCCAGGUUUUCUUUUCUUGGAUGUGGGACAAUAUUGAUUACACUAGCAGUAAUAUAUUCUGGCUGGCCAAAAUCGGGUUACUCUGUGACCUGGCUUGAUAUCUUGACAAAUUCUACCUAUAUUAGUCUUUACACACUUUCUUGAGAGUAAACCCACAUGAAAAUAGGACUUACUAGACAUGUACAGAAUUGUACUGUUAGCCUUUACCAAAAAUGUUCAUGGUAAUAUACAAAUAAUUACAUCAGUGUAAAAAACUAAUUAGAGGAUUGUCUUUAUAUAUUUCUAGACCUCCAGAAGGAAUUCUAAUACACAAAAUUCCUUUUUGAAAAAACCAUGCACUGAUAGUGAGCAUAGGAAGCAUAUUAUAUUUUUGUAGCUAUCACUGCCCAGUUGUCCCCAGGGAAUGUUACACCUCAAAUCUCUUCAUGGCCCCCCAUAUCCAAGUAACAGAAAUGUGAAUAAAUUUGUUGAAAUGUGUAGCAAUAGCAGUCUACGCCAACAUCGUUUUACAAUACUUUUGGAAAACACGCUAGAUCAUCAUGUAGGAAUCUACACUCUCGAGAGC
Podarcis lilfordi (Lilford's wall lizard) is the source of this 29758-nucleotide messenger RNA. The record is from the annotation of a GenBank genome assembly. NCBI's taxonomy places the organism in Eukaryota, Metazoa, Chordata, Lepidosauria, Squamata, Lacertidae.